Messenger RNA from Tarenaya hassleriana, 1803 nucleotides. Its product is annotated as sugar transport protein 8-like. Bases 164 to 1702 code for a protein of 512 amino acids. Gene Ontology annotation, cellular component: membrane. The transcript is spliced from 4 exons. Gene Ontology annotation, biological process: monosaccharide transmembrane transport. Lineage: Eukaryota; Viridiplantae; Streptophyta; Magnoliopsida; Brassicales; Cleomaceae. Gene Ontology annotation, molecular function: monosaccharide transmembrane transporter activity. The record is from RefSeq and is a predicted model, not a curated record.
UGUGAAACACUUGACCAUAUUUAGACAUUGUGCAUAACAUCAAGAUCCAAAUCUUGUAUAAAUUUGUGACCAUCGUCUCUUAAACAAGCCAAAAGACUCUCUCUCUCUCUCUGUUGCUUCACUCUGUUUUCGUGCGCUGUCUGAAAGGUGCGAGUUAAUAAAAAUGCCCGCGGUUGUCGUGAGCGGCGGAGGCAAAGCUCCGGAGUUCGAGGCCAAGAUGACGGCCUACGUCUUCCUCUGCGUCAUCAUUUCCGCCGUCGGUGGAUUGAUCUUCGGUUAUGACAUCGGAAUCUCUGGAGGAGUGACGGCCAUGGACGAUUUCUUGAAGAAGUUCUUCCACGAGGUGUACGAGAGGAAACAACACGCGCAUGAGAACAACUACUGCAAAUACGACAACCAGUUCCUGCAGUUGUUCACUUCAUCUCUCUACCUCGCCGCCCUCGUCGCCAGUUUCCUCGCCUCCAUUGUCUGUUCCAAGCUCGGACGCCGACCCACCAUGCAAUUCGCCUCCUUCUUCUUCUUGCUCGGCGUCGCCCUCACGACCGCCGCCAACAACAUCGUCAUCCUCAUCUUCGGCCGGAUCUUUCUCGGCUUCGGUGUCGGUUUCGGCAAUCAGGCGGUUCCUCUGUUCCUAUCGGAAAUCGCUCCAGCCAAACUCAGAGGAGGCCUGAACAUAUGCUUCCAGCUCAUGGUCACGAUCGGAAUCCUCAUCGCCAACUUAGUGAACUACUUCACGUCAAACGUCCACCCGAACGGAUGGCGGAUCGCGCUCGGGGGCGCGGCCGUGCCGUCGGUCAUCCUAGGUGUCGGCUCGCUCGUGAUCUGCGAGACGCCGACCAGUCUGAUCGAGAGAAACAGAGUGGAAGAAGGGAAAGCCACGCUAAGGAAGAUCAGAGGAGUGGAAGACGUUGAAGAAGAGUUUGAAUCGAUCGUCAGAGCCUGUGAGCUGGCCAGACAGGUCAAGGACCCUUACAGGAAGCUGAUGAAGCCAGCGAGCCGACCUCCAUUCGUCAUUGGAAUGCUGCUUCAGCUGUUUCAGCAGUUCACAGGGAUCAACGCCAUCAUGUUCUACGCUCCUGUUCUGUUUCAGACCGUUGGGUUUGGGAACGACGCCGCGCUGCUCUCGGCGGUCAUCACCGGCUCGAUCAACGUUCUUUCCACUUUCGUCGGGAUCUAUCUGGUGGACAAAACCGGUCGGAGGAUUCUGUUGCUUGAAUCCGCUGUUCACAUGUUCAUCUGCCAGACAAUCAUCGGAAUCAUUCUGGCGAAGAAUCUGGAAAUCACGGGAUCGUUAGGGCGCGUGGAAGCGCUGGUGGUGGUGAUAUGCGUAUUGCUGUUCGUUAUGGGAUUCGCCUGGUCAUGGGGUCCACUCGGGUGGCUCAUACCGAGCGAGACCUUCCCACUGGAGACAAGAACUGCAGGGUUCGCCUUCGCUGUCUCCUGCAACAUGUUCUUCACUUUCCUAAUAGCUCAAGCCUUCCUGUCCAUGCUAUGCAACAUGAGAUCCGGCAUCUUCUUCUUCUUCAGCAGCUGGAUCCUCGUCAUGGGACUUUUCGCCAUGUUUUUCGUCCCGGAGACCAAAGGUGUCCCCAUCGACAUGAUGAGGGAUCGUGUCUGGAAACCUCACUGGUUCUGGAAAAGGUUCAUGCUCCCUGAAGACGAUCUCCACCGCGACGUCGACGUCGAGAAGAUCUACGACUGAAAAAUCUUGCUGUCUUUCUGCCGUUACGCUUCUUCGCUUUUUUUUUUUUUGGGUAUAAGUUUAAAGUUGUGUCUGUAAUGGAACUCCAUGGUUGUUCCCAA